Molecule: messenger RNA, 711 nt
Organism: Arxiozyma heterogenica
Lineage: Eukaryota; Fungi; Ascomycota; Saccharomycetes; Saccharomycetales; Saccharomycetaceae
Exons: 1
Coding region: 1-711 (236 amino acids)
Source: RefSeq, a predicted model, not a curated record
AUGCCAACAAAAAAAAUAUCCUCUCCGAUAAAGUUAAUUGAAAAUGAUACAAACUCAGCAAACGUAUUUGCUGUAGAUAUUACAUUGGAUGCAGAAACAACUACUUCAAAACCAUUGGCAAGAAAAAAAGAUCUUUGUGAAUGUGUGUCUAUGGUUCAUAGAUUUGAUAGAUCACCUUCUAGUAUACUAUCUAAUGAAAAUGGAAUACAUAUAAAUAAAAUCACAGAGAAUAAUACGUUCAAUAAGCUACCAAUACCCAUCGUUGAUUCAUUUGCUGAAAAUUUCAUUAUCAAGACUUCCGUUGGCUCGAAUAAAAGAAAUGAAAUGCAUUUCAUUGACAUAAAUAUUUAUAAAGAAUUAUAUGUAAGAGAUGGUAUUUCGAUUUUUGAAAUAUUUCCAUCUAUAAAAAAAUAUAAACCAAAUAGUUAUUUGAACGCAUUUGCAUGUUUACCGAACGAUCAAUCAUAUUAUUAUUGUCAAGUUGUAGAGAAGGGAGGGAAAUGUUGUGCUUAUAAAUAUAAGAGUACAGAAUUUAAAAGACCUUUUAGAAGGAGAAACGAUGCACUUAAUAAGCAUUUUGCGAGACAUCAUUUAAAAGAUGCAAAAGAUGAAACCCUGCAUUCUAACUUAAACGAAUAUCAAGCAUCAAAGUUAUUAGAAAAAAGUAGAGUAUUGCAGAAUUCAAUACCGCCGAAAGAAAAUCAUAAUUAA